Messenger RNA from Microplitis mediator, 1575 nucleotides. It is a transcript of the gene Rpt1, whose product is annotated as 26S proteasome regulatory subunit 7. Gene Ontology annotation, molecular function: ATP hydrolysis activity; ATP binding; proteasome-activating activity. The coding region runs from base 114 to 1415 and encodes 433 amino acids. The transcript is spliced from 6 exons. Gene Ontology annotation, biological process: proteasome-mediated ubiquitin-dependent protein catabolic process. Gene Ontology annotation, cellular component: proteasome regulatory particle, base subcomplex. Lineage: Eukaryota; Metazoa; Arthropoda; Insecta; Hymenoptera; Braconidae. The record is from RefSeq and is a predicted model, not a curated record.
AUGAAUAAAACGUUUAACCUUAAACACUAAAAAACAUCCGUGUCAUUUACUAUCAAUCGUCAAAAAAUAAAUUUAUAAUUAUUAAUAAUUAGUGAUCCAAUAAAUAAUUCAAAAUGCCAGACCACUUAGGAGACGAUAUGAGAAAGAUAAAAGAAGAGGAGAAAGAAGAGAAAGAAAUAAAAUCUCUUGACGAAGGAGACAUUCAAUUAUUGAAAACUUACGGUCAAGGGCAGUACACAAAGUCUAUCAAAGGAGUAGAAGAAGACAUCCAGACAAUAAUCAAACGAGUUAAUGAACUUACUGGCAUAAAGGAAUCAGAUACAGGACUGGCACCUCCAGCUCUAUGGGAUUUGGCUGCUGAUAAACAGACCCUGCAAAAUGAGCAGCCGCUCCAAGUUGCCCGCUGCACCAAAAUCAUCAACGCGGACUCAGAUGAUCCCAAGUACAUCAUCAAUGUCAAGCAGUUUGCGAAAUUCGUUGUCGAUCUCGCGGAUUCCGUCGCGCCAACUGACAUCGAGGAAGGAAUGAGAGUCGGCGUCGACAGAAACAAAUACCAAAUUCAUAUCCCACUUCCUCCCAAGAUCGACUCAACUGUCACCAUGAUGCAGGUCGAAGAAAAACCUGAUGUCACUUACAGUGACGUCGGUGGCUGCAAAGAACAGAUUGAAAAACUUCGAGAAGUCGUCGAGACUCCUCUAUUACACCCUGAGAAAUUUGUUAAUUUGGGUAUCGAACCACCAAAAGGAGUUUUAUUAUUCGGGCCACCUGGUACCGGUAAAACUUUGUGUGCUCGUGCUGUCGCUAAUCGAACUGAUGCUUGUUUCAUUCGUGUAAUUGGUUCAGAGUUGGUUCAAAAAUAUGUUGGAGAGGGUGCUAGGAUGGUGAGAGAACUAUUUGAAAUGGCAAGAAGUAAGAAAGCAUGUUUGAUUUUCUUUGAUGAAAUUGACGCUAUCGGUGGCGCAAGAUUUGAUGACGGAGCUGGUGGUGAUAAUGAAGUGCAACGUACUAUGUUAGAACUUAUCAACCAACUUGAUGGUUUCGAUCCACGUGGAAACAUAAAAGUACUGAUGGCAACAAACAGACCAGACACUCUGGACCCGGCGCUCAUGCGCCCGGGACGUCUCGACAGAAAAGUUGAGUUCGGUCUACCGGACCUGGAGGGCAGGACCCACAUCUUCAAGAUCCACGCGCGGUCGAUGAGCGUCGAGCGCGACAUUAGAUUCGAAUUGCUCGCGCGUCUCUGCCCCAACAGUACUGGAGCCGAAAUAAGGUCGGUCUGUACCGAGGCUGGUAUGUACGCAAUCCGCGCGAGACGUAAGGUCGCCACUGAAAAAGAUUUCCUCGAUGCCGUCAGCAAAGUCAUUAAGUCUUACGCUAAAUUCUCAGCCACUCCUAAAUAUAUGACUUACAAUUAAAAACUCACAAACAAACAACACAUUAUUAUUAUAUUAUUUUAUUCAUAAUUUUUGCUACAUUACUGAACAUUCAUUGUCAUUUAACAUAUAAAAAUAUAUAACAGUUCACGUGAUUAAUUAAUUAUUGUUUCUUGGAGUAAAUUGAAUUUUAAUUGGUAAA